Messenger RNA from Apus apus (common swift), 637 nucleotides. RefSeq names its product cilia- and flagella- associated protein 210-like. Lineage: Eukaryota; Metazoa; Chordata; Aves; Apodiformes; Apodidae. Bases 217 to 546 code for a protein of 109 amino acids. The record is from RefSeq and is a predicted model, not a curated record. The transcript is spliced from 4 exons.
GGGCUGCGGCCCCGCAGGCACGGCUCCCGUGGCCGCGCUGAGCGGCAGGAGGGCGGCGGCCUUUGCGCCAUCUCCGGGGGCGGAAGAAAGAGCCGCGGCUUCCCGGGACGGCCGGGUCGUCACCGUCGGUAAGGAUCCGUCUCUUUCUGUCGUCAGCGUCUGCCACUUCCCGGAGAGGUGAUCGCGGGGCCUGCCCGCGGCGGAGGAAGGCCGGCGAUGGACCGCGAGGGGCGUGAAGCGGAGCGGGAGCGCGGCCGUGCCCUGGCCCGCCGGGCCGCGGCCCAGGAGCAGCGGGCGCAAAUAAAGGAGCACAAGCAUCAGGCAGAUCUGGCCAAGCUAGAAGACAAAAGAGAAGGGGAACAAAUGCAGAGGUUGAACCAGCUGUACCAGUUGGAAAUUCAGAGAGGAAGAGAAAAGGAACAGGAGGAAAAAGUUGAACGCCAGAGGCAGUAUCAUGCUUUCCUCUGUGCUUUUGAGAAAGGCCUCUCGGGAAUACAAUGGGAAAAAGCUGCUGUAGACAACAAGGAGAUUGUCUUUGAAUUGUGAACUGGAUGAGUAUGUAGCUGAACAGAAAAUAAUUAAAGCUGAAGAGAAGCGAAAAGAAGAUGAAGAUGAUGAUCAGAUUAAGGCUUAUAUU